CCAAAAAUUCAAGUUUAUAUUUUCACAAUUUUAAAAGAUGAUGAAUUUAUAACAGGUGACAAAAAGAAGGUAUUGAAUAGAGAACAAGAGAAAGUAUUUGGAAAAUAGAUAUGAUAUUGCAAAAUUAAAAACUUACUAGAUACCAGGUGCUCAGCACAGUCACCCUGCUCACAGGGUUCUAACAGAACCUAAACACAGCUCACCAGCCACCCUGGCCCACUGACCCUGGACCUGAGCUUCCCACCCACUGACCUGUAGUGGACCCCGCUUCUGGUCCCAUCCAUGAGCUGCCCUCAGGCCAGAGCCCACCUAAUGGCUCCCCGCUAGCCUACUCCGAUGACGCCCAUGGGUCCCCGCCAUUGACUUGGCCUCUGGCCACCCUUGCUGCCCACCAUGGGGAUGCUCCGAGGCCACUGCCACCUGCGGCCCCACCGCCAGCUAUCACGUGCUGCCUUCACCUUCCUGCUGGUGCCACCAACCAUGUCCGCUCCGCCACCAUGGCAGGUGCACCAGAACUACGACCCCAACUGCAAGGCCACUGUCAACAGGCACAUCAACCUGGAGCUGCACGCCUCCAACAUGUACCUGUCCACGGCCUUCUACUGGGAGCACAACGACAUGGCCUUGGAGCGUUUUGCCCAGUUCUUCCUGCGCCAGUCCCAUGGGGAGAGGGAGCCCACUGAGAGGUUGGUGCACCUGCAGGACCAACAUGGGGACCGCCUGCACCUCCGUGACAUAAGGACGCCCGACUGAAAUGACUGGGAGAGCAGCCUGAGGGCCGUGGAGGGCACCUUGGUCCUGCAGAAGCGCGUGAACCAGAGCCUGCUAGAUUUGCACUGCCUGGCACCGCCGAGGGAGACGUGCACCUGUGAGUUCCUGCACCGUCACCACCUGCACCACCAGGUCAAGGCCAUCGAAGAGCUGAGGGACCAUCUCGCCAGCCUGCACAAGAUGGAGGCCCCAGAAGCCAGCCCUGCAUAGUACCUCUUUGACAAGCUCACCCUGGACAACAGUGACAAAACUGAGGGGACUGCCUUCCCCAUAGCCAUGGGCAGUUCCCCCUGGUCACUAUGCCGAGCGGUCUUAUUGCAUGACUGCCCUUGCAAAGCAUCCACUUCAGUUUUUCCUUCCAGUAUUGCCAUUUCUCCCAAUGAAGUUAUUUGGUUCCUAAUAAAUAAAGGUCUC
Messenger RNA from Manis javanica (Malayan pangolin), 1185 nucleotides. NCBI's taxonomy places the organism in Eukaryota, Metazoa, Chordata, Mammalia, Pholidota, Manidae. The record is from RefSeq and is a predicted model, not a curated record.